CAGGGAGAGAGCCGGUGCCGCGGGGAGCAACAGUUCCCUUGAAUCAAAGUGUUGUCUGGAGAAGCUGGUCGCAUCCCGAGCAAUGACUGGGUUAAACUAAGCAGCCGGGGGGUUGUAUUUAUGUUUAGUGGGAGGAGGAGAUGUGAAGUCUGGAUCUGAUCGCUUGCUUUUUAAUCUGUGGAACUGGUCGGAGCUGUGUUGGUUGAGGCUGGUGGUGUUUUUUUUGAGGCGGUGUCUCCCUUGCACGCUGUUGCCGUCUGACCACCCUCUCUCUACACAUCUCCCCAUCAAACUUAGUGGCGAACUGCAGAGACAUUAAGGGGCUGCCUUCUCAUCGGCCACAAGGAAUAGAGGUCCCUGCUUGUCGUGAUGGAUUCAGAAGCUCUGGGAGCAAGAAGCUUCCCGAUGUUACCCACGUUCACUCCAUAGGCAAGUAGCCAAGUCUCGGGGGGCAAAGUGGUACUAUCGAGGGGGAGGAGUGGCCUGCUGGUGAGACCCUGGCAGCUGAUGCCAAGUCAACGGUGACCCUGGCAUCCUGAUGACAAGCGCACGGUCUCGUCUUCACAUUUAGAAGGAGCUGACCGUAAAUCAGGCGGCGAAAGGCGCGGGCGAUGGACGAUGCCGCCGCCAUGAAUGACGUGUCCACGGUGGACGAUGAGCUGUUGGCGUCCACCGCCACCUACCUUGCCGGAGACUCCGCCUACUCAGUCCCCAUGGGAGCCGAGCAGAAAACUGUCUUUGUCUUUGUCAUUUUCCUCCUCAUUUUCUUGAUCAUCCUGGUGGUGCGAUGUUUCCGGAUAUUGCUGGACCCCUACAGCAGGAUGCCGGCCUCCUCCUGGUUGGACGGCAAGGAUGGGCUGGAGAGGGGUCAGUUUGACUACGCCUUGGUGUGAGGCCGGGAGUGAGAAGCUGCUGUAGACCUCGCUCUGCCGCCCGCUCACCCUACUAUCUCCUCUCCUGUAUAUUUUUUAAGAGGCGUUCUACGCUGUACAGUAUAAUAAUAGACAAUAGACGAUAGCUGCAGGAGUAGGCCAUUCAGCCCUUCGAGCCAUUCGAUGUGAUCAUGGCUUAUCAUCCCCAAUUCAUCUGUCACAUGUACCGAGGUACAGCAGUAGUACACUGAGGCAAACAGUAGACAAUAGACAAAUAGGUGCAGGAGUAGGCCAAUCGGCCCUUCGAGCCAGCACCACCAUUCAAUGUGAUCAUGGCUGAUCAUCCCCAAUUCAUCUGUCACAUGUACAGUAUCACCAUACAUAAGCACUUAGAUACAUCUUAGAUAAGUAUCUCAGAUACAAUACAAGUGUACAGCAGUAGUACACUGAGGCCAACAAUAGAUAAUAGACAAAUAGGUGCAGGAGUAGGACAUUCGGCCCUUCGAGCCAGCACCGCCAUUCAAUGUGAUCAUGGCUGAUCAUCCCCAAUCAGCACCCCGUUCCUCCCAGUUCGCCAUAUCUCCCUGACUCCGCUAUCUCUAAGAGCCCUAUCUAGCUCUCUCUUGAAAGUAUCCAGAGAACUGGCCUCAA
This is a messenger RNA of Leucoraja erinaceus (little skate), 1523 nucleotides long. Its product is annotated as cortexin-1-like. The record is from RefSeq and is a predicted model, not a curated record. The transcript is spliced from 3 exons. NCBI's taxonomy places the organism in Eukaryota, Metazoa, Chordata, Chondrichthyes, Rajiformes, Rajidae. The coding region runs from base 612 to 893 and encodes 93 amino acids.